AGACAUUCCCUCGCGCGAGCGGCCAGCUGAGAACCCCCUCGUGCCUGGGAGCUGAGCCAGGACUUGAGAGGAGCCGGAGGACGCGAAGGCAUCUCAAACACAGCCCGAAGAAAGCAUGCAGAGACCUGGGGUCCCGCUCAUGCUGUUUUGGCUUCUUUGGGCCCACACCUUUGCUUUCGGUGGAAAAGUUAACAAGCACAAGCCAUGGAUCGAGACCUCCUACCAUGGAAUGAUAACAGAAAACAUGGACACAGUUCUGCUGGACCCUCCAUUGGUGGCUCUAGACAAGGAUGCUCCGGUCCCUUAUGCUGGGGAGAUUUGUGCCUUUAAGAUCUUUGGUCAAGACGCCCCCUUUGAGGCUGUGGUGCUGAAUCGGACUUCAGGAGAAGGAGUACUGAGAGCCAGUAGCCAUGUGGACUGUGAGAGCCAGAAAGAGUACACCUUUAUUAUCCAGGCUUAUGACUGUGGGGCCGGGCCCAGCGGAGCAGACUGGAAAAAAUCUCACAAGGCUGUGGUUCACAUCCAGGUGAAUGACGUCAACGAGUUCAGCCCCGUGUUUAGAGAGUCACUGUAUAAGGCAUCAGUAACUGAAGGCAAGAUCUAUGACAGCAUUUUACAGGUGGAAGCUUGGGACCAGGACUGUUCACCACAAUACAGUCAGAUUUGCAACUAUGAAAUUGUCACUGCAGGAACACCUUUCGCCAUUGACCGUAAUGGUAACAUCAGAAACACAGAGCGGCUGAGUUAUGACAAACAGCAGAGCUAUAAGAUUAUGGUUUCUGCCUUUGACUGCGGCCAGAAGAAAACCAAAGAGGACGUGGCAGUUCAUAUUGAAGUCAAGCCUGUCUGCAAACCUGGAUGGCAAGGCUGGAACAAGAGAGUGGACUAUGAGCCAGGGACUGGCAGCAAGCAGCUGUUUCCCAAGAUGCAUUUGGAAACAUGUGGGGGUCCCUUGUCUGGUGUAAAGGUGAUGGUGGAGCUGCAGACAAAUCACAUCGGAAAGGGCUGCGACCGUGAGACUUACUCUGAAAAGUCUUUGCAGAAACUCUGCGGUGCGGCGUCAGGCAGCACCGACCUCCUCCCUGCUCCCAGCCCAUCCACAAACUGGACAGCGUCUCUGCUCACUGACAGUGGACGAGACAGCGACCUCAUCUACAGAUUUGAUGGGCGACAAGCUACAAAUGUUCCAGAUCACGUCGUGCCGCAAAACCUGACAGACCAGUUUACCAUAGCAACCUGGAUGAAACACGGGCCGAGUCCUGGCCUUCGAGUCGAGAAGGAGACCAUACUGUGCAACUCUGACAAGACAGAGAUGAACCGCCACCAUUACGCUCUGUACGUUCACAACUGCCGCCUGGUGUUCCUGCUCAGACGAGAUUUCACCCAGAUCGACACUUUCAGACCUGCUGAGUUCCACUGGAAACUAGAACAGAUUUGUGACAAGGAGUGGCACUACUACGUGAUCAACGUGGAGUUCCCUGCAGUGACUCUCUUUGUGGACGGCGUGACCUAUGAGCCCUACCUGGUGACAGAUGACUGGCCCAUCCAUUCCUCCAAGAUUGAUACACAGCUGACGGUGGGCGCCUGCUGGCAAGGCGGAGUGGUAGCGACCUCGAGGUUCACGCAGUAUUUUCACGGCAGCCUUUCAGGUUUGACAAUCCGACCGGGCCGCAUUGAAACCCAGAAGGUUAUCUCCUGCUUGCAGGCCUGCAAGGAAGGCCUUGAUAUUAACUCCCUUGAAAGCCUGGCAAAGGACAUAAAGUUUCACUUUAACCCAGCUCAGUCUGUGCUGGUUGUGGAGGGGGAAGACGUAGACAGCAUCAACACAGCCGUGACAAAAGUCUCCUACAUCAACUCUCGUCAGUUCCCCACACCGGGCCUCAGACGGCUGCACAUCACCGCUGCUGUACAGUGUUUCGGGGAGGAAACGUGUCUCUCCAUCCCGGACAUCAGAGCAGUGGUCGUGGUGCUGGCGCCCAGUGAACCCAGAAUUACCAUCACAGGAUCGAAGCAGCACGUCAGGCCAGCCAGCGACCUCCGCAGCCCGCUGGGUGUGGCUCCCUUCAAGGAGCUCCGAAUCACCAGCACAGUCAUCAAGGGAGACGCAUUCGGCAGACCCCACAGGCCCGGUGUGAUGGAGGUGAUGCACAACCUGGACUACUGUGAUGUUCUGGUGAUCGGGGAUGAGCUGAAUCCUGAAAGAGAAAGUCUAGAGAUCCAUCACAGCGCUCUGCUGGGAAAACAUCUUGAUGCCACCAACUCCACAUCUGGAAUAUCAAUAUACGGUGUGGACUCCAUGGCCCAUUAUGAGCAGGCACUGAGGCAGCUGCGCUACAGGAACUGGAGGCCUGCCACGCUGACUGAGAGGAGCUUCAGACUCACCUGCUCUGAACUCAACGGGCGAUACACCAGCAACGAGUUCAAUAUGGAGGUCAGUGUCCUUCACCACACGGCGCCUGUGGAGCAUGUCAAUCACAUGGCGGCCCCGCCCCCGUACAUGAGACCUGUCCAUCACCCACUCAUGAUCCACACGCUUAACUCACACAUGUCAGGGGGAGCGCCUCCUGCAGCCACGGUGGUCAUUGUGGUCUGCAUCGCGGCCCUGGUGGUGAUCGUGGUGAUCGGCAUCUACAGGAUCCACGCCACACAUCAAGAAGGUUCCAGAGACGACGAGGACGAUAUGAAAGAGCCUGAGAUGGACUGGGAGAGCUCUGCACUCAACAUCACCGUCAACCCCAUGGAGGACAUGAGAGGCCCCCAGGCGCUGGGAAAAGCUGUGAGAGGAGAAGAAUGUGAGGAGGAGGAUGAAGAAGAAGACGUUGAGCUGGUGGGAGGCAUGACAACUGCUGAAUCAGAUAAGAGUGAUGAGGAGGGAGAGGAGGAGGAAGAAGAAGAGGUUAAUAAGAAGAAGCAGGAGAAGCCUGAGUGGGACAGUUCAUGUACAACAUACUGAACACACACACGCACACAAACACACAAAACACUUUCUCUCAUUCUGUCUCCUUCAAACACAGACAAAUUAUGCAGACAUUAAUACAUGCUCAGUGCAGCUACAGAACACACACACACACACACACACACACAC
Austrofundulus limnaeus is the source of this 3085-nucleotide messenger RNA. RefSeq names its product calsyntenin 2a (gene clstn2a). The transcript has 18 exons. Gene Ontology annotation, molecular function: calcium ion binding. NCBI's taxonomy places the organism in Eukaryota, Metazoa, Chordata, Actinopteri, Cyprinodontiformes, Rivulidae. Bases 116 to 2953 code for a protein of 945 amino acids. The record is from RefSeq and is a predicted model, not a curated record. Gene Ontology annotation, cellular component: cell surface; postsynaptic membrane. Gene Ontology annotation, biological process: homophilic cell-cell adhesion; positive regulation of synaptic transmission; positive regulation of synapse assembly.